AUGAUUAAACAACAGCAACCACAACAACUUAAGGCACAGACCAUUACAUACGCCAUAUAUGCAUAUAAUUCAAAGACGGCAGAACAAACGCAAAUGUUGAAAUAUGGAGAUUUGGAGAUAGUAUUGAAAAAUGACCAUUUCGAAUUCGUUUGCAAAGGUGGUGCAGUGAUAUCAAAUAUAAAAGAAAUUUUAUUUAUGAAUUCAAAAAUUAAAGGAAUAACGGAUGAUAUAACAUCAAUUCCACCAGAAGAACAAAGAUAUUACGCAUUAAAUGCAUUUCCUAAAGUUUUGAAGAUUGGAAGAUUUAAUUUAAAUGAGGAAUUCAUAAAAGGUUUCCUAAAUGACAUAAUGAAGAAAGUAGAUAAGGAAUAUGUGGAUAGUGAAUUAAUGAAGAAGGUAGAUAAGGAAUAUGUGGAUAGUGAAUUAAUGAAGAAGGUAGAUAAGGAAUAUGUUAAUGAAAAAGAUAAUGAAAUUAUAGAAAGGGUUGAAUGGUAUCAUGAACGGACAUCGAAGAUUCUUAAAACUAAAGCUGAUACAGGAUGGGUUUCAGAAUGUUUAGACCUUAAAGCAGAUAAAACUUAUGUUAACAAUGAGUUAGAGGAGAAAGCAGAUAAGAACCAUACACAUACAAGUUUUACAACUGUUGCUAUAGAAAGUAAGGCGCCGUCGCGGUUCGAACCACAGACCUUGACCCCUCCAUAA
Messenger RNA from Trichomonas vaginalis G3, 702 nucleotides. RefSeq lists its product as uncharacterized. The record is from RefSeq and is a predicted model, not a curated record. Bases 1 to 702 code for a protein of 233 amino acids. NCBI's taxonomy places the organism in Eukaryota, Parabasalia, Trichomonadida, Trichomonadidae. The transcript has a single exon.